AUGGCGUCAGUUGGCGUCAUGUGCGCCGCAUCCUCCUCCGCUCGGGCGCAGGCGGUCAGGCGCUUCCUCCUCCGCCAGCGGCCAGGCGCAUCUUCCCCUGCCGGGGCGCAGGCCCAUCUUCUUCCGCCGGGGCGUAGUGCAUCUUCCUCCCCUGGGAGCCAGCGCAUCUUCCUCCGCUCACCGGGAGCCGGCGCAUCCUCCUCCGCUGGGCCGCUGCGCAUCCACAUCCGUCGGGAGCCGCUGCCUGCUGCAGUGAACAUGGCUACUCAAGGGACUAGAAGUGAGGAGGCCUUGGACGCCGCAUCAAAUUAUGAUCCAAAGACUGAUCCAAAGCGCAAGCCGGGAAGGUCAAAUGAUCCUGGAUGGAAAUAUGCAUUUUGGCCGACUAUUGGUAAUAGAGAUCUCUUGCAGUGUUGCUUGUGUGAUAGAACUGUAACUGGAGGAAUUACAAGGCUCAAAGAGCAUCUUGUGGGUGGUUAUGGAGAUAUUCUGAAGUGUGCCAAAACCACACCAACUAUUGCUCAGGAGAUGCAAGCUGCUUUGAAGGGCAAGAAGAGACCACUUCUGCUUGAUGAUGAUGGAGAGCUUCAAGGAGAAGAUGAUGAUGUGCUUGAUGUGACAGAGGAGUCCCAAGAUGCUUCUAGAAGCAUUGUGCAUCUUAGUUCAGGGACAGCUGUCAAAAGGAAACAAUCCAGCUUUUUGAAGUUCAGAGCACCAAAAGAACCCAACACAAAGUCAGUCGGUUCAAUGAUUAGGAGAACUCCAAAAGAGGUUGUCGAAGAAAGACAUUCGAAGGGUCCUUCUCAGAUCAGUAUCCAAGCUAGCAUGAGGACAAAAGAAGAAAGAGAUGCUGUCAACUUGGAGUGGGCCAGGUUCUUUUAUGAGUGUGGCAUACCAUUCAAUGCCGCAAAUUCUAGGCAAUUUGAGAUUGCUAUAGAGGCCACUGCACAAUAUGGUUCUGGGUACAAGCCUCCUACCUACCAUGAGCUUAGGGAGCCAUUACUCGAGAAGGUCGUUAAGGAAACAGAUGAUUUGAGGAAGAGGCAUGAGGAUGCAUGGAAGCAAUAUGGUUGCGCAUUAAUGUCAGAUGGAUGGACGGAUAGGAGAGGGCACCAUUUGAUCAACUUCCUAGUCAAUAGUUCGGAGGGGACUUUCUUCUUAGAGUCGAUUGAUGCAUCAAGUGAAGUUCAUGAUCAAGUGAUGCUAGCUGAUUUGUUAGAGAAGAGAAUAAGCGACAUUGGCGUUGAUAAAGUUGUGCAAGUUGUCACUGACAAUGGGGCUAACUAUAAGGCAGCGGGCAAGCUUCUCAUGGAGAGGUUUCCUACACUUUAUUGGACACCUUGUGCUGCACAUUGCUUGGAUCUUAUGUUGGAAGAUGUUGGAAAGUUGAAGGCAUGGAAGACUUCUUAG
Molecule: messenger RNA, 1410 nt
Organism: Phragmites australis (common reed)
Lineage: Eukaryota; Viridiplantae; Streptophyta; Magnoliopsida; Poales; Poaceae
Exons: 4
Coding region: 1-1410 (469 amino acids)
Source: RefSeq, a predicted model, not a curated record